This is a messenger RNA of Mauremys mutica (yellowpond turtle), 4859 nucleotides long. RefSeq names its product STE20 related adaptor alpha (gene STRADA). The record is from RefSeq and is a predicted model, not a curated record. Gene Ontology annotation, molecular function: protein kinase activity; protein serine/threonine kinase activator activity; ATP binding. Bases 2318 to 3550 code for a protein of 410 amino acids. Gene Ontology annotation, biological process: protein phosphorylation. The transcript has 13 exons. NCBI's taxonomy places the organism in Eukaryota, Metazoa, Chordata, Testudines, Geoemydidae.
GAUGUGAAAAGUGUUUGCCCAUGGGUGAUAGGGUGUUGUUGUCUUUCAUCAUUUUUCUGUGUAAGUUCAUUCGAGAGCAAAGUCUCUUUUCAGCCACGUUGUUGGGGCAUUUGAUGCACUGGAUGAGGUAUACCACAUGUGAUAGGCCUGUGUAGGACUCAUGGAUCUUGAAAGGUGUGUUUUGGCGAGGCGGGGUUGAUCAUCAAAGCAGUGAAGAGAUGUCUGUAGGUUUUGCAUCUGUUGUUCUGGCAGGGUCUGGUGCUGUUUUGAAUUGGUGUGUUCUGGUCUGCGAGGAGCUUGCUUCUGAUGGGUGAGCUUGGCAAGGUUGUUUGAAGGCCGGAAAAGGGGGUUUGGGAAAGAUUUCUUGCAGGAUGUGGUCCCCAUCAAGUAUGCAUUGUAGUUAUUUGAUGAUGCCCUGUAUUGGUUCUAGCCUGGGGUGGUAGAUGACAGCUAGGGGCAUUUGAUCAGUGAAGGUUUUUUCCCUCUGAGCUUGAAGCAGGUUCUCCCUGGUAUUUGGACAGCCCGUUCCAUGAUGUCGUCUGCUUCUCUGGUGGAGUGUCCUUAUUUAGUGAAGGCUGUUUUAAGUGUGUUAAGGCAGAGGUUCUCAACCUUUUUCUUUCUGAGGCCCCCCCCCAACAUGCCAAAAAAACUCCAUGGACUACCUGUGCCACAGCUAUUUUUCUUCAUAUAAAAGCCAGGGCCAGCAUUAGAAGGUAGCAAGCUGGGCAGUUUCCUGGGCCCCAGCAAGUCUAAUGCAGGCCCUGUGUAGUGGACCAUCUGAAACCUGCUCGUGGCCCCACAGGGGGCCCUGAACCAUUGGUUGAGAACCAGUGUGUUAAGAUAUGUAUUUUGGAUUUUCUCUUUGGUGCAUAUUCUGUGGUAUCUGGGCACCUGGCUGAUAACUGAAUCCGUGGAGGUGAGUGUGGUGAUCUGUGGGUGUCUUGUAUACAGUUUUCUGUAGGUUUCCAUUAUUGAAGGUGAUCAUGGUAUUCAGAAAGUUGAUGCUGGCGUGGAAGUGUUCUAGAGAGAGUUUGAUGGUUGGGUGUUGGUUGUUGAAGUGGUGGUAGAAAUCUAUGAGGGAGUUUAGGCCAUCUGUCCAGAGGAUGAAAUAUCAAUGUAUAUUGGAUAUAUCAUUAAUUUUGUGGUGCAUUUUUCCAGAAUUUCUUUCUCAAUGUGGCCCAGGGAGAGGUUGGCAUACUGGGGAGCCAUCCUAGUAUCCACGGCUGUUCCAUGGUUUUGCCAAAGUGUUAAUGUAAAGGUGUUAUGGGUGAGGAUGAAAUGGAUGAGUUUGGCUAUGUGUCUGGGGUGGCUUUCUGAGCAUUGUCCAUUGUCUUGUUAGAAAUUUAAGGCAGGCAAGCAUCGCCAUCAUGGUGAGGGAUGUUGGUUUAUAGGGAGGUGACAUCUAUGGUGGCAAGUACUGUGUUAAUGUUGUAGAGUUUCUGAAGGAAAUCAGUUGUGUCCUGGAGGAAACUGGCUGUUUGUGUGGUGAGUGGUUUGAGGAUGGUCUUUGAGUCCUGGUAUUCCUUCAGUAAGCGUGCCGUAGCCAGAUAUGAUAGGUCUGCAUAGGUUCCCUUGUUUGUGUAUCUUGAGGCGCAUGUAGAAGGUCCCUGGGGUUAGUUUGUGGGGGAUGAGGUUGUAGGGUUUCUCUUGGAGAUGUUUGGGGGUAGGAUUUGAUUAUAUCCUUAAAUUCCUGUGUGAAUUGUGGUGUGGGAUCUUUUUUAAGUUCUUUAUAGUAGAUGGUGUCUGAGAGCUGUUGGUUGGCGCAGUCAUCAUGAUUGAGCACUAUGAUGGCCGCCCCCUUUGUCUGCUGGUUGGAUUUCCGAGAGCAUAGAGCUAUCCUCUCGGUGGUGAAGAGAUUGUGAUGGAUGUCAUGUUUAAGGAUUUCACUUGAUUUUUUUUUUUUCCCUCUUGGAGCAGUCGAUGUUACGAUCAAGUAAGUUUGUGUGGUUUUGUCCACUGGAGAGUGGCCAGAGUUUUUUCUUGUAACUGCCAGCGGGGAUGAGAUAUACUGUAUUCUGGACGUCUCACACUGAUCCAACUGAAACGCUGCAGCAGUUCUAUUUUAUAAAGCUUCCUUUGCAUAUCCCCUGCAAGAUAAUGAUAAUUUAUACUUAUACAGCAUCUUUCAUCUGAGGUGCCUUACAAAGGAUAUUGUUAAUUUCACAAACUUGGAGUAGCAUUACAAAUCUGGAAUCCAUGUCUUUUCUUCGGUGGGUGUCCGAAAAGUUCAUUGUAGAAGGCUUGAGAGAAUUUGAACUGUUUGGAGUACAGAUUUUGAACUUGAAAAGGAUAAUUACAGAAACUGCAAAUUUUCCAAAUGUUUGUUGCUGAGUCAGUAUUGAAGCUGAUAGAAGAGAAGCCUUUAAGUGUAACUGUGACCAAUGAUGCGAGCUCCGAGUCGAUAGCAUCUUCCCCUAAAAGGGACACCAUGAGCAGCUUUUUACCAGACAGCAGCUGUUAUGAGUUGCUCACCAUAAUAGGCCAUGGCUUUGAGGAGCUGAUGACCGUGAACCUGGCCAGGUAUAAACCAUCAGGAGAAUAUGUCACAGUCAGAAGGAUUAACCUGGAAGCCUGCACCAAUGAGAUGGUGACAUUCUUGCAGGGUGAACUUCAUGUGUCCAAACUCUUCAACCACCCCAACAUUGUGCCAUAUAAAGCGACCUUCAUAGCGGACAAUGAGCUAUGGGUAGUGACCUCCUUCAUGGCUUAUGGUUCUGCGAAGGAUUUGAUCUGUACCCAUUUCAUGGAUGGAAUGAGUGAACUGGCUAUUGCUUAUAUCCUCCAGGGUGUUCUGAAGGCUCUUGACUACAUUCACCAUAUGGGCUAUGUACAUAGGAGCGUGAAAGCCAGCCACAUCCUGAUCUCUGUGGAUGGGAAGGUGUACCUCUCAGGUCUGCGCAGUAACCUAAGCAUGAUCAACCACGGGCAGCGGCUCAGAGUUGUCCAUGACUUCCCCAAAUAUAGCAUCAAGGUCCUACCAUGGCUCAGUCCUGAAGUCUUGCAGCAGAAUCUCCAGGGUUAUGAUGCAAAAUCUGACAUUUACAGUGUGGGGAUAACAGCCUGUGAACUGGCAAAUGGACACGUCCCGUUCAAAGACAUGCCUGCUACUCAGAUGCUGUUGGAGAAGCUGAACGGAACUGUUCCAUGCCUGCUAGACACCACCACGAUCCCUGCUGAGGAGCUGACCAUGAAAACCUCCCGCUCGUGUGCUAACUCCGGGAUCGGUGAAGGAAUGGCAGUUGGCAACGUGAGGGCAGCCAAUGGGGAGGCAACACUGCACCCUUACCAUCGGACUUUCUCACCCCACUUUCAUCACUUCGUGGAGCAGUGCCUGCAGCGUAACUCCGACUUGAGGCCAAGUGCAAGCACCCUGCUGAAUCAUUCCUUUUUCAAGCAGAUCAAACGUCGGGCGUCCGAAGCACUUCCUGAACUACUGCGCCCUGUCACACCAAUCACCAACUUCGAAGGUACGCGGCCACAGGAUCCCAGUGGCAUUUUUGGACUGGUAUCCAGUCUGGAACAGCUAGAGGUGGAUGACUGGGAAUUCUAGAGCAACGUGGCAAAUAAUACGGUUCUCAAGCCCUUGAAGGCGCUUUCUGGACAUAGUAAUUUAUUGACCCCUCUCAAAUGAAGCCGCGAUGAAUGUUACAUGCAGAAGAGUUUACAUGACUAUGGGUAAGGAACUUCACCUGGUCGUUUACUUGAGGAGUAGAGCCUGGAAUCACCCUUGGACACAAACUAGCUGGAAAAAGGGAUCUGUUUGUCGGAAAAGCCGAAUGUUCCCUGCUUGGUGCCAGGAGUCUCCCAGCUCUUGCUGUUGAGCACCAGCUAUAGGCUGUAUUAGGAGUUUUGCUCGCCAGAAUUGAGUCAGUCCCAAUUUGUUGGUCUUCAUACACAUCAUUUUCACCAUGUUACUGGCUCUCUAAUGUCCCUAGUUCAGAGGGUUCUGUGUGUCUUUCGAUCGCCCCUUUGUUUUGUUCCUUUCCAAGGGUGCCUUUGAGACGAACGUGGGAGAGGGGAGAAGCAAUGCAACUCUUCUUAGACUUGGACAGUCUCUUCUGGACCGCCAGGUUACCACUGUGGCAUUCUUCUCACUCUUUUGGCAAUAACAGAUUUAGCCUGCUGCUUUGAGAGGAAAAUGGAAGACCAGACAGCACUGGAAAAAGGUGUCCCCUUCUGUUCCAGCCGCGCUCAGAGAAUCCUCUGCAAGGCUGCAUUAGUCUCUUCAAGGAGACGGGGUAGAUCUUUGUGGGGUUUUUUUUAAACUCUUGCCAUGUGGUGUUGAAUGCCCUGAAGUGCAGGUCAGAGCACCCCAGGCUUCUGGGACUAACCAGCCGCUCCUGUCUCUUCAUGUAGCCACCUCAGCCACCGGCUGCAUUUUUUAAAAGCAAGAUGUAGUUUUGAAUGUCUUUGAAACUGCACCAUGCUAUAUUUUACAACAAAUGCCAUUUAUCUGGCUGGUCCCAUCCUGCAGCAAGGCUAAUGUCACUGCAUGAAACAUGCUGGCCAGCUUCUGUUUCUGAGAACCUACCAUGGGAGGUGGGGGAGGGAAGUUUGGAGCUCGCUCUCUCUGCGACUCUGUGCCCUGCCAUGGGCGGACCCUCUGCUGCUGGGGCAGCUCUCCCUUCCCUGUGGUGGUCAGGUUCUCCAGACUGCAUUUUAAGGCCUUUUGUUCAUCCUUUCUAAGCAUCAUAGAUCUUCCUUCUCAAUGGAGCACUGAGAAUCCGGUCCUGUACCGGUGGUGACCGAGAACAGUGGUGCUGGCAACAGGUCCUUUUUGUGUUUAUAAGCUGUACUUGAACCCGAAUAAAGUUUGUUACUCUAGUUUUGUUGCCAAAACAAAUAAAAAUGUAAGUAUU